Molecule: messenger RNA, 2268 nt
Organism: Plasmodium relictum
Lineage: Eukaryota; Apicomplexa; Aconoidasida; Haemosporida; Plasmodiidae
Product: alpha/beta hydrolase, putative
Exons: 4
Coding region: 1-2268 (755 amino acids)
Cellular component (GO): membrane
Molecular function (GO): palmitoyl-(protein) hydrolase activity
Source: RefSeq, a predicted model, not a curated record
AUGGGCAACUCAUUGUCAAAUACAGCUUUGUUUCGCCCUACGGAGCCAAGUUAUGAUGAAGAUUUAAAAGAUUUAGUAUUCAUCCCUGAAUUAUUGGGAAUAGAUGUAAAUAAAUUUUGGAAUGAUGAAACAUUUGAAAUAUUUAACAAAGAAGAGAACAUAAAAUCAUUAAAGAAUAAAAAAUUUCCUGCUUUGUUUUUAUAUUUUUCUAAAGAAUUAAAAACUAAGCAUACAAUAAUAUAUUUUCAUAGCAACUCAUGCGACUUAGGACAAAUAUAUGAAGAGUUAUUGCACUUGCAAGGUCAUUUACAUGCUAAUAUUUUAGCUAUAGAAUAUGUAGGAUUUGGUCUUUGUUAUUUAGAAGGUUCAUCAAACCAAUACAAUAUUAAUAGAAGAGCAUUAGCAGCAUAUAACUUUUUGAUAAACCUAAAUAUGAAAAGUGAAAAUAUUUUAUUAUUUGGCAGAUCAAUAGGAACUGGUGUAGCAACAAAAUUAGUGUACAAUUUAAAACUGCUUGGAAAAAAUGUAGGAGGAAUUAUUUUACAUGCUCCAUUUAUCUCAAUAGAAAAAUUAGUUGAGGAUUAUUUCUCUUAUUCUUCUUAUUUUAUUGAAAAUAUUUAUGAUAAUUUCAAAAAUUUGCAAAUAAUUAGUAACAACAAUGACUCAGAUAUUCCCCUAUUGCUAAUACAUGGAAAGGAAGAUGAAAUAAUAGGAGUAUCCCAUUCUGAAUUUUUGAUGAAAAAUUUAAAUAAUAAGUAUAAAAAUGCUUCCUAUCCAAAUGAUUCUUAUCAUAAUUAUUACUAUGUAAUUGAUGAUCUUGGGAUACCUAUCAAAACAUUUUUAGAGACAUCAAGUAAAUCUCAAUAUCAAAAAAGCAUUGAUAUUGUUAUACCUAAAGUCUUCUUACAAAAAGAAACUACAAAAGAGAUAAUUAAUCAUUUAAAUGAAAAUACGACUGAAGAAAAAUUGGAAAAAAAAAUAAAAAUUUCUGAUGAUAUAUUAUUAUCACAACAUAUAAAGGGAGGAGAAAAAAAAACAGUUUCUAUAAUAAAAGAUGAUAAAAAUAACAGUGGUUCAUCAGUAAAAAGAAGUCAUAUGGGAGAAAGUUCAAAGAAAAAUAAGACAAAAAAUAAUAAAGAAAAAUCUAUAAAUAAAUCAGAAAAAAAAAAUAUAGGUAUUUCAUUAAGUGGACCAUAUAAAGAAAAAAAUAGAACAAGGAACCAACAAAAGGACUCUAAUCAAAAAAUUUUGAAAAGUGAAAUCCCAAAACUAAAAAAAGAUAAUGAAUUAAAUUAUAAAAGCAUGUUAUUUUCAGCAAAUGAUAAGAACCUAACGACAAACAUAAAAAAAGAAAGAAAACUUGAUAUUUUAAGCAGCACAUUACCAAAAAAUACUGUACAAGAAAAAGACAAGGCAAAAGAUAGUGAUAGCACCUUUAAAGAAAAAAUAAAAAAUGAAAAAAGAAAAGUAGAUAUAAUAGAAUAUACAAUAUCUUCAAGAAUACAAAUAAGAAAUAAAAAUGAUCACAUAGAAAAUGAAUGCAAAAUAGAAAAAUAUGAAGAAAAAAGAGAAAAUAGAUUUACAAAGAAAGAUAAAGAAUUAAAUAGUGAAGAAGAAAAUACUAACGAAAUGUAUAUAAAUAAACAAUAUUUUGAUGAAAUGUAUGUAAACGAAGAAUAUCUUGAAAAGGAUGUUACAAAAAAAAAUGAUAUUAAAAAAAUGUAUGAGAAAGAAGGAAAUAUUGAAGAAAUAUUCGAAACAGAAGAAAAUAAUAUGGAGGAAUUUGAAAAAAAAAAUAGAGAUAUGGAAUAUAAAAAUGUAAAAAAAUAUGAAAAAGAAGAAAAUGAAGAAUAUGAUUCUCAGAAAGAAGGAAGUAAGGAAUAUGGGUAUGAAAAAGAGGAAGGUGAGAAGUAUGAAUAUGAAAAAGAAGGAAAUGAAGAAUAUGAAUAUAAAAAAGAAGGAAAUAAAGAACAAAAUUAUAAAAAAGAAGAAAAUAAGGAAGAUUAUGGAAUAAACACAAAUAUUGAGAAUGAGAAAAUAUAUGAAAUGGAAAAAGAUAGUGAUAUAAAAUAUAAAAAGGAUAAAAAUAAAAUUGAAGAAAAGAGAGAAGAUAGUGAAGCACAAGAAGAUGGAGAAAAUGAAAAUUUCAAUAUUAACAAUUAUAAAGUGAAAGAUUUCAAAUACUAUCUAAAAAAUAAUAUUAUUAACAAAGAAAAAAUAGGAUGCUUUAUGAACAAAGUAAUUAAUAAUUUAAAUGGGAAAAAUUAA